Messenger RNA from Spinacia oleracea (spinach), 2419 nucleotides. Its product is annotated as 3-ketoacyl-CoA synthase 4. Lineage: Eukaryota; Viridiplantae; Streptophyta; Magnoliopsida; Caryophyllales; Amaranthaceae. The coding region runs from base 636 to 2162 and encodes 508 amino acids. Gene Ontology annotation, cellular component: membrane. Gene Ontology annotation, molecular function: acyltransferase activity, transferring groups other than amino-acyl groups. The transcript has a single exon. The record is from RefSeq and is a predicted model, not a curated record. Gene Ontology annotation, biological process: fatty acid biosynthetic process.
AUCAUUCAUACAAUCAUUCCUCCCUUUUUCUCUGUCCUCCCCCACAGAACUCAGAAACCAAGCAGAAAACUAACAGAGAAAUUGUACUGGAAGUAGGCGUUUGCAUCAGCAUUUGCCAUUGACUCAUUGAAACUUCAAUUUACCAGCAAAACAAAAAGGUAAACCUUCCAAAAUCUUUAAAUCCCUGCACCAUUAAUAUUCUAUUUCCCCAUAAAUUAGUUACAGAAAUAAAUCCGAAGAUACCAAUUUGUAACACACUGAAUUUUUCAAUCCAUUUUUAUUAAGCAGUGUGGUAUAAUUUGGCUAUUUGUUGUAACUGCCAUUUCUAAACCUUAACCACUUCGCUUCGUCAGCUAUUUCCAGUACCUUCAGAUCUUCACCCUCACGCUUUUUCUCUCUCCUUUGUUUUUUCUGUUCUUCCCAUAAUUUAUAUACCUCCGCAAAAUUAGUGAGAAUGUCCAAAAAUUAACACUAACCCACUCUAAUUAACCAUCUUAAUCACAUUUCCCACCUCCCCCUUUCUCCCAUUUCCAUCCCCUCAAAUCUUCCCCUCUUGAUAAAUCCCUCAUUUUCUCCCUUCUCUGUUUUUGUAAGUACCUCAUUGUCCAAAAGUCCACCAACAACCCCACCAAAACAUGCCGGAAAACACCCAAUCUCCGCCGUCAAACGGAAUCCAGAUCCACCAGAUACGGCGGUUACCGGACUUUCUUCAAAGCGUGAAUCUCAAGUACGUCAAACUCGGGUACCACUACCUUGUCAGUCAUAUGCUUACUCUUUGUUUAAUCCCAUUAAUGUCAAUUAUUUUAAUCCAAGCUUCACAAAUGCAAUACGACGACGUUUACCACCUCUGGCUCCACCUCAAGUACAACCUUAUUAGUGUCAUUAUUUGCUCUACUGUUAUUGUAUUCGGAUCCACUUUAUACUUCAUGACCCGACCCAGAUCCGUUUACUUAGUUGACUUCUCACUGUACCACCCACCUAGCCGCUUAAGGGUUACAUACAAGGAUUUCGUCGAGCAUUCCCGGUUAACCGGAGAUUUCGACGAUUCCUCCCUCGAAUUCCAACGGAAGAUUCUCGAACGUUCCGGACUCGGCGAAGACACGGUGGUGCCAGAAGCAAUGCAUUCAAUCCCCCCACGCCCGUCUAUGCAGGCGGCGCGUGAGGAGGCAGAGGAAGUAAUGUUUGGUGCAUUGGAAAACCUCUUUGCUUUAACGGGUGUCAAAGCAAAGGAUAUUGGUAUACUUGUUGUUAACUGCAGCUUGUUUAACCCAACUCCAUCAUUAUCCGCAAUGAUAAUUAACAAGUUUAAGCUGCGUGGCAAUAUUAGGAGCUUUAAUUUAGGAGGAAUGGGUUGUUCUGCAGGAGUUAUCGCAAUCGAUCUUGCAAAAGAUCUCUUACAAAUCCACAGAAAUACUUGUGCAGUUGUGGUUAGUACUGAGAACAUUACACAAAACUGGUACUUUGGGAAUAAGAAAUCAAUGCUUAUACCCAACUGUUUGUUUCGUGUUGGGGGUUCCGCUGUGUUGUUGUCUAACAAACCAAGGGACAAAAGCCGAGCCAAGUACCGCCUUGUUCAUACAGUCCGAACCCAUCGUGGGGCGGAUGAUAAGGCGUUUAAGUGUGUGUAUCAAGAACAAGACGACAUUGGUAAAACUGGAGUUUCACUUUCUAAGGAUUUAAUGGCUAUAGCCGGGGAUGCACUCAAAACAAAUAUCACAACCCUUGGUCCACUUGUUCUUCCUAUAAGUGAACAAUUAUUGUUCUUUUUCACACUUGUUGCGAGGAAGUUUUUCAAUGUCAAGAUCAAGCCGUACAUCCCUGACUUUAAACUUGCAUUCGAGCAUUUCUGUAUUCAUGCUGGAGGAAGAGCGGUGAUCGAUGAGUUAGAGAAGAAUCUGCAGCUAAGUCCGGUCCAUGUUGAGGCGUCUAGGAUGACGCUUCAUAGGUUCGGGAACACUUCUUCGAGCUCGAUUUGGUACGAGCUUGGGUACAUUGAGGCUAAAGGGAGGAUGAAGAAAGGGCAAAGGGUAUGGCAGAUUGCAUUUGGGUCUGGGUUUAAGUGUAACAGUGCUGUCUGGAAAGCGUUGAGGAAUGUUAAACCUUCGCCUAAGAGUCCUUGGUUGGAUUGUAUUGACAGGUACCCUGUUCAGAUUCAUAGUUAAUUGUAGAGAUUUAUUCUUAUAAACCAAUUUUUAGUAAAAGGAAUCAGAAAGAAACUGAGAUAAUUAAACAUCUUGUUAAUUAGAUGGAUUAUUGUUAUAAUUCUUUUUAAGGAACUGUAUUCAUUAGUACUCGUAAUUUCUAUGUUGUAGUGGUGGACGUGGGUGUUACUCUUUGUGGAAUGUCAAAUUGCCAGCUUAUAAGUUGGGUGCUAAUUAAUAUAAUUAGCUGUUAAUUUGUCAGACUAAUUCUGUUUGCA